Messenger RNA from Ornithodoros turicata, 960 nucleotides. RefSeq lists its product as uncharacterized. Lineage: Eukaryota; Metazoa; Arthropoda; Arachnida; Ixodida; Argasidae. Bases 1 to 960 code for a protein of 319 amino acids. The record is from RefSeq and is a predicted model, not a curated record. The transcript has 5 exons.
AUGCACCUUUACAUAUUUGGCGGAGGCAAGGCAGAGGAGAUAUCGGUGUCUGCUUCUCUCUUGCCGAGUGCAGAAGACAACGCGGCAUACCAGGAGGACCUUGUGCUGGAGGAUACGGUGUCUGCUGCAUAUGUAAGUAGACUGACGGCCGUAUUCUUAAACGAUCCUCGACUCGACUCCAUGGACAUAACAUGCGCUGGAAAUGCAUAUAGGAAUGGCACACACUUCCGAAGCCCGGGAUUUCCGGGUCCGUACGUCGAAAAGCGACUGUGCCGUGCAGCUGUACACAAGGUUCAUGCGGGCAUAUGCCAGAUGAGGCUGGACUUUAUCGUAUUCAAGAUUGACUCACCGGCGAAUGGUUCGUGCUUGACGGGCAAGCUUACCAUGACUGGGCAGAACCAUAACAUUAUAGUACCUGCGUUGUGCGGAAAUCUCACUGCUCAACACAUGUACCUGGAUGUCUCCUCUGCACGAGGGCCGUUGGUACUCGGUCUCGCUACAGCAGGUGCUACGCCGAGUGUCUUCGACAUCAAAAUCACGCAGAUUUCUUGUCGGGACGUGAACAAAGCACCGUCAGGUUGCCUUCAGUACUUCACAGGCAGCGAAGGCAUCUUCAGCAGCUUCAAUUACGCACUGUCCUCUCCGACUUCAAGAGGUGGAUACUUGAACAACCUCGACUACGCUAUCUGCUUUCGAAAGGAGAUGGGCCACUGCAGUAUAACGUACCGUGCACCAGGCCAUGAUGCCACUGAAAAUGUUACGUCGUCGUUCUCAGUGCAAGGUAAAUGGGAGGACAUAACAGAGGAAGAAGCCCCUGGCGCUGGGUACAUAGACUGCCCGCACGAUUACUUGUACCUGGCUGGUGUCCCGUACUGUGGGAACAGAUUGAAUCCUGAUGCAUUUGGCACUCCACUUACAGACGAAGACGUCGUAGGUGAGGCCAGACUUAUCUUUGACUAA